Zingiber officinale is the source of this 1619-nucleotide messenger RNA. RefSeq lists its product as uncharacterized. Gene Ontology annotation, molecular function: DNA binding. The transcript is spliced from 8 exons. The record is from RefSeq and is a predicted model, not a curated record. Bases 145 to 1560 code for a protein of 471 amino acids. Lineage: Eukaryota; Viridiplantae; Streptophyta; Magnoliopsida; Zingiberales; Zingiberaceae.
CCUCCUUUUGGGCCUUUCCUCUCUUCGAUUCCAUCUUCUUCUCGCAACCCUCGAUGUUUGUGCUGGUCUUGCGGCCUUCUCAAGGAGAACAUUCGUCUCCACAGCGGUUCAUGGAUUUCUCCGCCUUCCUCCUUUCCUCUCGCCAUGGAACAAGUGUCACGUGAUAUGGAUUGGAAUGAGGGUAUUCUUUCUCUUCAAAAGAAUAAGAGCAGGCUAAAGACUCCUGAACAAGUUCAAGCACUAGAAAAAGUUUACAAUGAGCAGAAGUACCCGAGUGAAUCUUUAAAAUUGCUGCUAGCGAAUCAAAUAGGGUUAUCUCAGAAGCAGGUUUCUCGAUGGUUUUUUCACAGAAGAAUGAAAAAUAAAAAGCUACUAGAAAUUGAAGCAUCUGCAAUUGGUAACCAGAAAAAUUCCAGUAGCCUUAUAAACGACCAACAUAGUGGAGUUGAGCAAGAAUCAUGUAGUAGCAGCAAACAAGGUGAUUUGCAUCUCAAUUCUAAAGAUGUAGAAAGCAAAAGGUCCAAUGUACAUCAACUUUCGAUGGUAGGUCUUGCAAUGCAGCAGAAGACUGCUAGUGGUAGAGUAGCGCAUUUAGUAUGUUCGAACAGUAGGCCUCAUGGACCAAGAAUAAAAUUGAAAGAAAUGCUAAUACAGGAGAGGAUUCCUGCGGCUACAGAUGUUUCUAAGCACUUAUUCAUGAGGGAAAACAAGGAUUUGUUGAGCAGAAGAAGCUUACAGAGCCAAGGAGUGAUGCUAGAUUCGAGACAAUAUAAUCAUAUGACUUGGAAGGAGAGUUAUGCUGUUUCUUCCUUGAAAUUGAAAUUGGGAAAGUUAUAUUGUCAUGAAGGUCCAUCUCUUGGUGUUCACUUUGACCCACUACCACCUGGGGCUUUUAGUGCAUCAUUCACAAAUUCAACUUAUGAGUUGUGCCAUAUCAGAGAAUCUAUGCAAAAGGCUACCUGUAACCAGAGAGAGCACAAACAGUUGUUUCUUCAUCCCAACACUUUAUCUAAUUUACAGUCAAAUCACCAGACUCACAUGGACAAGCCCACUCGUUUCUAUGACAACCACAAUUUUCAUGUAAAAGAUGCUGAAGAUUCAGAAAGGAAUAGGUUGGAAUCUAAUUGCAGGAAAAUUGUAAGAUGCUCAAAGUAUAGACCAAAAAUGGCAUAUGGCAGAAGACAACACUUUUAUUUAAAUGAUCAAAAAGCAAGCACAUCCAAAGCAUUCACAUGUCUUCAGAAUUAUUAUGAUCCUGAAUCUUUAUCACAAGAUUUCUCCAACAGGGAAUCCUUGAGAUCAGCAAAUAAAAAUACUCUGAAAAAAGGCAAUGUAGUGCUUCCUAAAAAAAUAAUAAAGAGUGCAAAGACCUUGAAGGAGCGAACUGAACACCCUAAACUAAUGACAAGUAAACGGAAAGCUAUUGAAUUUCAAAGUCAGGGACAUGCAAAAUUAUCUAGAAAAUUGUCAUGUAUGGAUCCAAGAUACGGGUGCUCUGUGGUCAUAGAACCUAGUUUCAACGAGGAUGAUGAUCCUGAAACUACAUCCUCAAUAGAUUGAAUAAUUGAGUGAAGGUAUCUUGUAGUUUGUCUAAUAUUAGACGUUGGAGAAAGCUUUCA